This is a messenger RNA of Chaetomium fimeti, 342 nucleotides long. RefSeq lists its product as uncharacterized. The record is from RefSeq and is a predicted model, not a curated record. NCBI's taxonomy places the organism in Eukaryota, Fungi, Ascomycota, Sordariomycetes, Sordariales, Chaetomiaceae. Bases 1 to 342 code for a protein of 113 amino acids. The transcript has a single exon.
AUGACCCGGAGCGCCUUCAUUGUGACACCUUCGCCCGCCUUCGCCUUCGCCGCUGCGAGCAUGGCCUGGACCGCCGUCAUCGUGGGACCUUCGCCCGCCUUCACCUUCAACGACAUCAAAGGUCGCGAUGGGGUUGCGGCGGAGGAGCAACAUCAAGGCGACUCACAAGCUUUGAUGUCAUUGAAAGCGAAGGCGGGCGAAGGUCCCACGAUGACGGCGGUCCAGGCCAUGCUCGCAGCGGCGAAGGCGAAGGCGGGCGAAGGCGCCGCAAUGAAGGCGCUCCGGGUUAUGCUCGCAGCGGCGAAGAAUCGAGAUGCCACAGAGAAGACGCCAAAGGACUAG